Molecule: messenger RNA, 1905 nt
Organism: Endocarpon pusillum Z07020
Lineage: Eukaryota; Fungi; Ascomycota; Eurotiomycetes; Verrucariales; Verrucariaceae
Exons: 2
Coding region: 1-1905 (634 amino acids)
Biological process (GO): phosphorelay signal transduction system
Source: RefSeq, a predicted model, not a curated record
AUGCCUUUACACAAGUGUCAAGUAUGUGGCAAGAUCUUGUCAAGAUCUACGAAGCUCUCCGAGCAUAUCAGAUCUCAUACUGGCCAGAAACCGUUUCGUUGUGAUAUCUGCAAAGCCCAUUUUUCGAGGUCUUACGACUUGACGAAGCACAAAGAGCGGCACAGUGGCUCGUACAAAUACAAGUGCGAGGGCGAAGAGAAUGGAGUGACGUGGGGAUGUGGGAAAGGCUUCCACAAGAAAGGAGAUCUCAAUCGCCAUCUAAAGCGUGGCAACGCCGAGCAAUGUCGGCGUGCGAGGCAAGCAGUCACACCUACAAGAAGCGAGGCUGGCGAAAGACCAACCCAGCUCAACGGCGCCAACCCAUCUCAAUCGCAGCCAGUCACUGCAUUGGAGCCCAGAACAUGUAAAAAUUCACAGCAAGUCAUCAUCCAAGACCGUCUGCGAGCUGCUCAGCUUGCCCACCUUAGAACAAAGUCAACGCCCCCAGGUAACCUUGAGAAGUCACCCUUCAGGAGUUAUUAUUUAUCCUACAUACUUCCACCGCCACAGCGAGAAGAACAACAUCCACUUUCUAGUUCGCAAAUCUCCAAUCGGCUGCUUUCUCAACAGCCGACUCGUAAACAACAGGGUUGCGAUGCCAUGGAUAUUGAUGGAGGUUCUGUUCGGCAGAGUCAAGAGGCCGCCGAUGUUCUGGCCAAUAUGAAAGAUGACCGAUCUAUGAGGCUCCCAAUGAUUUCCGCAGCAACCGACACUGAUCCUUCUACCAUAACUCCGAACACCAGCGACAACGCAUUCAUUCAUGAACGAGGUAAUUCAGCCGACCAAAGGGAGCAGGACCGGCAGCAAUCUGGAGUGAUACCACGGAUGCAGGAUCAGAUGAAUACCUCCCAAGCAUCGGCGACUCCUGCCGAACAGUUCCCGAGCAAUGAUGGAACAGGCAGCAGUCAAAAACUAUCCUUGGUCCAAAACUCUUACCGCGGUAUGACUUGGGAAGGCUUAUCAAGAGGAAGCUGGAUUCAAGCUGACUUGAUCGUAUCCGGCACCCCGCCAUAUUCUUUCCAGUCGCCAUCGUAUCACUUUCCGUCCGACCUGCCGAAAGUGGAGGCAAAUUUCAUCUAUUGUGGACGAACGCUGCCUACGGUCCACGAACUCAUGGGCCAUUUUGGGCACCAACAAGCUCUCCUCCCUACGGCAGAAACAAGCGCGAUACCAGAAUCGCGCUCCAAAAGUGCACCACCUCACAGCGAGGAGGCGGGAAGCUCUAUUGCACUCAGCGGCUUUCGUGAUGAGAGGCACAAUAUCGGGGGAAUCACUAUACGGCAGCGAACACCAAGGAUUCUGCUUGUUGAAGACGAUCCAACCUGCAGAAAAUUUGAAGGAAAGUUCUUGUUUACAUUGAAAUGCGAAAUCGAUAAUGCGGUAGAUUGCUUGGAGGCCGUCAACAAAGUCAGCGAAGUCCAGGCGAGUCUCAGUCUGCGAUAUGACCUGAUCAUGAUAGAUAUAAUCAUGCCGAACCUGGAUGGUGUAACUUCUUCUCUCUCAAUACGACAAUUUGACCGGACGCCAAUCAUUGCAAUAACGGCCGACUUUCGAGCAGAUGAUAUCCAGAUGUACUUCCGCUAUGGUAUGGAUGGUGUGCUGCAGAAGCCGUACACUCGCAAGAGUCUACUUGAUAUGCUUGAGGAGCACUUCUCUCAUCUAAAGAAGACAAAGAGCGUGAUUGAAGACAGUAUGCAUGGUCCAACGAAUACCGCAAGCAACCUGGGCACACCAGACGCUGGAUCGAACCAGUUUUCAUAUCCAGAGUCACAGCUGAAUAAUAACAUCACUCCUAUGGGACUCCUACUCAACGAGCACUGGCUGACAGAGCUUCCCAUAAGCCAGCUGCAAUCAACGAACCCGUGA